AUGUUGGUUGUGGAUCAGAAAGAUCUUGAUGGGUACUUAUUUAGGACUAUCAAAGAACCAGGAGACAAGACUAGUGCUGAGGGAAAGAAGUGGAAAACCGUCAACUCUCUGCUUAUUGGGUGGUUGUUGAACUCGGUGGUGCCCUCCAUUGUGCGUUCCGUGGAGGGGCUAUCCACAACUGCUGAAAUAUGGAAGCCCUUUUCCACCCAGUACUCUGGUAAAGGCAAUGCCAUGCUCAUUGCUCGGAUUGAUGGGAAUAUUCGCCAUCUCCGCCAGGGGGACAUGACAGUGAUGGCAUAUGUGGCAGAGCUGCAAGCCUUAUGGGCUGAUCGGGAUAACUGUGACCCUCUCGAACUCUAUGAUGCAGCCUCCAUUGAGUCAGGGCACAAGUGGAUAGCACGCAGGUGUGUGCUUAUGUUUUUGGAAGGGCUAAAUAAGUGCUUUGAUGGUAGAAAUGCAUCUCUGCUACACCACACCUCCUUGCCCACUCUUGACGAGGCCAUUGCAGCAAUGGCUCAAGAGGAGGUGUGGCUCUCUGUGGAACCAGCAGAUGAGAAAGUUGUGUCAGCUCCUUCGUUUGUCGUGACCGAGCGCAGAUAG
Lolium perenne is the source of this 600-nucleotide messenger RNA. RefSeq lists its product as uncharacterized. The record is from RefSeq and is a predicted model, not a curated record. NCBI's taxonomy places the organism in Eukaryota, Viridiplantae, Streptophyta, Magnoliopsida, Poales, Poaceae.